GAAACGCACGACUUUGGUCGAUGAGAACUAGCCUCAAACAGGGUCUUAUCAACCAACCUUCUUGGAGGCUAGUUUAUAUAUAAAUGUUAUUGAAAAGCAUUGAAAAGUGCAUUAGAAACUGAAAAUGUAUAUUCAAAAUUUGAAAUUUGAGCUAUAUCAAUUUUUUUGUCCCAAAAUAGAAAAUAUAUUUUUGAAGAUAUUAUCAAAAAGGCUGUAAUGCUUAUGUUCUCAAUAUUUAGACACCCUUUCCAAUUCCGGUUCUUCUACCGCCAUUUUGCAGUACGUGGUCUCUACUGGAACAGCGCUGACCAUUUUCUGAUUGAGAAAUUGGUUAUUCUCGACCAGUAGCUAGGUUGAUUGCUUUUUUUAAAUAGCUGAUAAAAAUGAGUAAUUUCAAGGAUGUUGAAAAGCCAGUGGGUGAAGCACCCCAGGCCCACAGAAUCCGAAUCACCCUUACAUCCAAGAACAUCAAGAGCUUGGAGAAAGUGUGCUCCGAUCUGAUUGAGAGCGUGAAGAAGCAGAAGCUGCGUGUGAAGGGACCAGUGCGCAUGCCCACCAAGAUUCUGCGCAUUACGACCCGUAAGACACCCUGUGGUGAGGGGUCCAAGACGUGGGAUCGCUUCCAGAUGCGCAUUCACAAGCGAGUCAUCGAUCUCCACUCACCCGCCGAAAUUGUUAAGCAGAUCACUUCUAUCAGUAUCGAGCCAGGUGUUGAGGUCGAGGUGACAAUCGCCGAUUCGUAAACUGUGUUCUCAUUAUUAUUUUUUUAUCGACACCUGAAAUUGUUCAAUAAAAAAAAUGGAAAACAUCUGAAAAA
Nilaparvata lugens (brown planthopper) is the source of this 817-nucleotide messenger RNA. RefSeq names its product 40S ribosomal protein S20 (gene RpS20). Gene Ontology annotation, molecular function: structural constituent of ribosome. Gene Ontology annotation, cellular component: ribosome; cytosolic small ribosomal subunit. NCBI's taxonomy places the organism in Eukaryota, Metazoa, Arthropoda, Insecta, Hemiptera, Delphacidae. The coding region runs from base 384 to 743 and encodes 119 amino acids. The record is from RefSeq and is a predicted model, not a curated record. Gene Ontology annotation, biological process: translation. The transcript has 4 exons.